Recurvomyces mirabilis is the source of this 897-nucleotide messenger RNA. RefSeq lists its product as uncharacterized. Bases 1 to 897 code for a protein of 298 amino acids. Gene Ontology annotation, cellular component: cytoplasm. The record is from RefSeq and is a predicted model, not a curated record. Gene Ontology annotation, molecular function: oxidoreductase activity, acting on the CH-OH group of donors, NAD or NADP as acceptor. The transcript has 2 exons. Lineage: Eukaryota; Fungi; Ascomycota; Dothideomycetes; Mycosphaerellales; Teratosphaeriaceae.
AUGGCGUCGUCUUCCCAAAGCGCUUUGAGCGCUUUGAUCACUGGUGGUUCCAGUGGCAUGGGCCUGGCGGUCGCACAGGCUCUUGCAGAUCGAGGUUGGUCGGUUCAUCUCGUGGACCUCCAAGGACCUCUGCAACAAGUGGAAAACGCGACCUUCCACAAAACAAAUGUCACAGACUACGACUCUCUUGCUUCCACUUUCCAGAAGGUUUUCGACACGGACGGGCGUUUGGAUUUUGUCUUUGCAAACGCUGGUAUAGUCGAACGCUUCGAUUUCUAUGAGGCUCAUCCCACUGGCAAGCCGCCACCACCACCGAAUCAGCUUGUCGUCGAUAUCAAUCUGAAGGCGGUAAUCAAUACUAGCUGGCUGGCUCAGCAUUAUUUCCGGCAGUCCAAGCAGAGCGACAACAAGAAUCUCGUCAUGACCGCCAGUGUUGGUGCGCUGUAUCGUUGCCAGGUGUCGCCGAGUUACUGUGCUACCAAGCAUGGCGUACUCGGCUUCAUGCGCAGUAUAGCGCCCUUCUACUACCAGAACAAGGACAUCAGUGCUCGCGUCAAUGCCAUCUGUCCCGGUACUGUCAAGACCAACCUCCUGGAUCCAGCGGCCUGGGCGACCUUUUCCGACGACGUUUUCGUCCCGAUCGAGAAGAUUGUUUCAACUGUUCUCAUGCUCAUCGACGGACAUGAUGUCGAUGGUACUGGCCUCGAUGGCAAGCCUCUUGCUGGUGCAAAUGGUGUUAGUGCGAACGGUUCUACUGCUGGUGAUGGCAAGUUGUACGGCAAGGCUGUUGAAUUGUCUGGCCGGAAGCAUUACUAUCGAGAUCAAGUCGCAUACUGUGAUGACCAUAUGGCUAAGUGUAUGCUCGCUACCGAGCGAACUAGUUACAACGAAGCAUGA